Molecule: messenger RNA, 6911 nt
Organism: Morone saxatilis (striped sea-bass)
Lineage: Eukaryota; Metazoa; Chordata; Actinopteri; Moronidae
Gene: arhgap31
Product: Rho GTPase activating protein 31
Exons: 12
Coding region: 592-4473 (1293 amino acids)
Biological process (GO): small GTPase-mediated signal transduction
Molecular function (GO): GTPase activator activity
Source: RefSeq, a predicted model, not a curated record
ACCACUGCCACGAGUCCAUCUCUAAACAUAGAAUAUUUGAAAAAUCUCAAAGUGGAAAUCAGAUAAAAAACAAAAACAAAACUAAUGUUCCUGAAAGGGUUUUGCCUCUCUUGGUACAUGUAUGCUUCCUCAGCUACAGAGAAGCCAGUGAAAAGGGGAGACUGUGUGGAAUGAAGGAAAAGAGGAGGAGAUAAAAAAGGAGCAGAGAGAGACUGGCUGGGGGUAAAAAAACAACAGGAAACCAACCGAUUCUAAUGCUGUUUCUGCAAAUCCUUCAGAGAUAAAGCAGCCGCAUGCCACGUCCUGGCGAAGCAGCAGCCACACCAUGUCUUUUCUUUGCUCAUCAUCUGAAGUAAAGACAAUUUAAAGGACUUAAUGUUCAAAAUGUGACGUCACUUCUGCUCUCAGCCUCCAACCGUGUGGUUAGUCAGAAUGUGAGCGGAUGCAGACUUUUGGGAGCUGAUUGCUGGGAUUUCUAUGUGGCUGGUUCUUUGACCUACAAACUCAACCUUUCUCAGGGUCAUAUGGAUCGAUCGCUGUGCUUCCAAGGAUCUGUUUGUUUUAAUUAUCUGGACUACUAACUGGAGCCACAUGAAGAACAAAGGGACUAAGCAAAAGACCAAAAAAAAAGGAAGUGAAAAUGCGUUCGGCUGUGACCUGAUAGAACAUCUCCAGAAUUCAGGACAAGAUGUUCCUCAGGUUCUGAAGAAAUGUGCAGAGUUUAUUGAGGAGCAUGGGAUUGUGGACGGGAUCUACAGACUGUCGGGGGUCACCUCAAAUAUCCAGCGUCUCAGGCAGGAAUUCAGCUCUGAGGCGUGCCCUGACCUUACAAAGGAAGUGUACCUCCAGGACAUCCACUGUGUGGGUUCCUUAUGUAAGCUGUACUUCAGGGAGCUACCCAAUCCUCUGCUCACAUAUGAGCUAUACAGCAAGUUCACUGAAGUGGUCUCGGUCCAGGGGAAUCAUGAGAGACUUUUACACAUUCAGAGUGUCAUCAAAGAACUGCCAACGCCUCACUUCAGGACUCUGGAGUACCUCACGAAGCACUUGGCCCACCUUGCCACCUUAAGCACCCAGACGAACAUGCAUACGCGUAACCUGGCCCUGGUCUGGGCUCCAAAUCUAUUAAGAUCUAAAGACAUUGAGUCAUCAUCAGGUAACGGAGACAUGGCUUUCCAGGAGGUGCGGAUACAACAGUCAGUGGUUGAGUUUAUACUAAACCACACAGAGCAGAUCUUCAGCAGUGAUUCUAAGCAAAUCAAACCCAAAGAAGGACCGAGUCUGAUGUGUGGGGAGAAGUAUGCCACACUCCCGAUCAGUGGCCAGUGUGGGCCGAUGAAACUGAUGAGUCUGGAAGAAGCCCAGGCCCGCUCCUUAAGUCCAAACCAUCCUGUGCAUAGAGAACGUCAGCGGGAGAACAGCCUGCCUGAUACCAGCACCGCCACAUUCUACCACACUGUCAUAGACAUAGACAGCAAGAGGAAGUUUGCUGGGAAAUCGAAGAAGUGGAAGUCCAUCUUUAACCUGGGACGGUCUGUGGACUCGAAGGGAAAACUGAGCCGGAACGGCAGUGUGUUCAUAAGAGGACCUGGGAUAACAGAAAAGGCAGCUCUUCGUCCUUCCAGGAGCAUGGAGUCCUUAUGCUCUUUACCAACAGAUGAUGACAGAACAGGAAACAACAGUCCAGCUGGUGGCAUUUUCGUUCCAGAUGUGAAAUCCAGAACGCUGGGAUCCGACUCGCUCUAUGACCUGAGUGAACACGACCAAAACUGGGACUUUAAAGGGAACAAAGCUGAUGGGGCAACAGGUGGCUGGAGCUCUAGUAUGACCCAAAGGGGGUCACCAGGUGCCUCUGCACCCACUCAAAAAACACUGCCAGAACAACUGAAGGUGUUCAAAGGUGAUGACCUCAGCGGCUACAAGCCCACCUCUCCAAAAAACAGGAGGAUGUUGUACUCAGGUUCCUCCAACACCUCCUCUCGGCCCUCCUUCCCAGGAAGCUUCUUCCCGCUGGAGUCCUCGCCGAGGCAUCAGCGCAGAGCUGUUAACAUAUCUGAGCCCUUUGCCGUGUCUGUACCCCUGCGUGUGUCAGCUGUUAUCAGCUCCAACAGCACGCCAUGCAGGGGGCACGCCAAGGACAAAGCAGCUACUCUGAAACCCUGCAAAGAGAGCUCAGAGCAGAGCAGCAACAGUGGAAAGAGCAACACUUUCCCCCAACUGGAACCCAAGAAGCAGGAAGGAACAGAGAAGAAAAACACAGAGGUGCCGACCUCUAGAGUCCCGCAAGAGGAUACAAGCAAAGAGGUGGUGCAAGAAGGUCAAGGAGGGGUGAAUAUUUCGGAACUGGAACCACCGGUCCUUGCAAAUGCAAGAGAAGGCAAAGAUGCAGCGCCAUCUCCUGGGAAAGAACUGCACAACCAGUCCACAGCUUUGCAACUGGACAAGAGAUCUUCUACUGGGAAACAGAUGUGGUCUGACCUCCACCAAGAACUGAAGAUAACUGAACCUGAAAUUGACCUGCUGGAUGAGACUUUUAAACCUGUUUUUGACUCCAAGAGCACAUGUGAGGUCAGGAAAUUGACGAUGGACGUCAAGUCAAAACGAAGCCGCAGUUCUCCGUCUCUGUCUUUGUUAUUUAGGGAGCAGUCCUCAAAUACCUCUCUGAGUGAUCAUGUAAUCGCCACUGGAUCAGACUCUGCAAAGAAACAGCCCUCAGAGUCAGACAUCUUGUUUUCGCUUCACAAAAACACUGCUGACAUGGUGGAUGAGAAAGAGAAGAAGCUGCGUCUGAAAAUCACGCCUUUAAACAAAGGUGACCCAGCUUCCACCAAGCAGUCCCAACGUGCUUUAAACGAAACCUGUUUAGAUAAAGUUAUGGACGUUUUGACGUUAGAGGAUACUCCAACGGUUGAAGUCUUCUCAGGAGCAGAUGAUACCGGCAAAAAAACAGAGAAACGUGAAAUUCCUCCAGGAUUCAAAAACGUCUCCUGUGAAGGAGCAAAGAAUGUGAUUUCUGAGGUGGAAUUGAUUCAGAAGCUGUCAGUGUGUUUGGAGGAGAGACGUAACACUUUGGAGCUUCCACACCAUUACAGUGAUGAAGGAUGUGGAGGACACUCAGAGGACUUGGACUUGGUGGAGCCUUGGGAGGAUCUUAGCUCCACCAAGCAGUGGGUAACCAGUCCUCUCCACUCACCUGACGUGGAGGAGCUGUUCAACCAGCUGUCACCCUUCAGCUCUCGUGGGGAAAAUCCAAGCUUGGAGGAGGGGAAGAUUUCAUCUCCUUCAGCUGAUAAUAACAAACAGUCUCUCAUGAAGAGCACCGAACACCUCUCAGGAAACAUUCCUCAGUCUACCAGCAGCAAACCAGAAACUAAAUGGAUGCUUUUGCCAUCAAUACCUACACGGGUCAGUGUGAACAGCAAUAACACAACGCAACCUCACGCAGGAAGAAGCAGCACAACAAAACAGAAGAAUACAGUGUCAUCUCAGAGGUUUUACCGACAGAUGUCUUAUGAGGCAGCUGCUUCGGAGAAAAGAGAGGAGAAUUACUUUUCUAGAAACAGACCAUAUUCACUGAAUUUAGACCUGGGGCAUCGAUGCAUCAGAGACAUUUCUAAUCAGCAGAACCGUAAUUCAUCAGAGUUUUCCUCUUGUCAGAGAGGGUUACUGAGCUCGUCUGGAACUGGAAACAACGGACUGUCCUCAGAGCUGGAGUUGUUUCUGAGUGAUCGGCAGGCACCUCUACGCCGAAAUUCAGCCCCGGUCAGCGUGUCAUCGGUGCGAACAGCCUUCAUGAUAAAAACAUGCCAGGCCAAAGCUGUGCCCGUCGUCCCUCCGAAGGUGCAGUACAGUCAGAUACCUCACUCUAGACCCGAGAAUGAUUUUGACACAGUGAAGGAACAGGAAAAGGAAUAUCCUAAAAUGAUCGCAGAGAAAAGCAACAGCGCACCUCCUCCGAUGAUGUCAGAUCUAAAGGAGGAGCUGGAGAAUAAAGAGCCUGGAGCCGAACAUCAAAAACACCCGAAUGCUGAAAAAUGUGCUGAGUCUGUGAGGACCACAUCUACUCCAGAGCUGCCAGUCAUAACCAGGAGACAUGCGCCCAGUCUGGAAGUGUUUGUAGACUGUCCCAGGCCUAACAGAGGGAACAUCUUACAAAGACCCUCUUUUAGGAACAGGCAGAGACCUCAAAGUCUCAUCCUGCUCAGCCCUCCUUUCCCCAUCAUGGACUACCCACCGUCAGGAGACGACGGUAAGCUCCUGUCAUCCAUCAAGAACCUGAAUGACACGUCAGCCGUGAACAACUUUUCUAAAGAGAUGGCGGAGAAUUUCAGGACAUCGGACGGGAUCGCUCUUCAAAACAAAAUGACUAUUCCAAAAAGUGGACAGAGACUGGAAACGUCAACCAGCUGCUUCUACCAGCCGCAGAGGAGAUCGAUGAUAUUUGACAGCAGGAGCCACAGGCAGAUUGAGUGACUGGAGGUACAGUCACUGACUCUGACUGCGUAUGUAAAUAGGAUACAGUAUUCUUUUUUUUUAUAAAACCAUUAUGUAUUUGAGAAAGAGCUAAAGAAGCCAUGACGUAUGUGAAAGCCAUUUAAGCUUGACUCAGAUCCGGUCCUGCAACUAAUGAUUUUUAACAUUAUCCAUCAAUCUGCUGAUUAUUUUCUCGAUUAGUCGAUUAAUUGUUUGGUCUUUAAAAUAUCAGAAAAUAGUUAAAACAAAUAGAACGAUCUAUUAAUCGACUAAUCGUUCUACCCAGUCUCACGCCAAAGCGUGUAAUAGACCCGCUGAUCCACUAGAGGAUAACGUGCCAGUGUCACGUUUUACCUCACCAAGUAAAAGUACACACGUGCAUAAUGGUGCAGUAUAAAGAGUCCACUUAGGGAGGUCAGGCUGGAUGGACAGGACUUUCACCCCACAGGCCAUUGUUAAAGUAUUGUGUGAAACCAAAAGUCAAUCCUGAUGUCUUUUAAGUUACAUACGUAGUAAGUUAAUUUACAUCAGGUACAUAACUUAACAUAUGAUCUUUUCCUGAGUCUAACCAAGUACUUUUGGUGCCUAAACGUAACCAAACUACAACCUCUGCAAGCUUUAUUCUGAAAGUGUAACCAGACAUUUAUUGCAUAUUUAUUAUUGCUAACCUGACGUGUUGAAAAUGUGACACUGCCACGGUGGACCGGUGCUUUGGCGGGAUACCCGGUUGAAAGUGUUUCAGCUCUACUGAGGUCAAUGAAGGAAACAGUUUUUAAAAGUUAGUUUCAUACUCAUGUCAAGUUACAGUGUGUGUGAGAAACAGAUAUCAAGUCUCCUCUGUCACAUACAGUAUGUGCGUGGUCCUACACAGUCACAGUGAAUCACUGCCAUAAAGGAUUUAGAGCGCAGUCUCUGUGUAGCAGAGAUUUGGACUGAUAAAAAUAGAAUCUGUUAACUGAGGAAAUUAGCUGCCAUGGAGCAUUUGUAGGACAAAGUAGCUUAACAAAAUAAAAACCUUAACUCAAGAUCCACCUAUUAGCUUUCAGAGGUUCCAACCAAAUCUCAGGGUUUCUCUCACAGUCAUGGAGACAGUUCAUUUAGCUCCAUCCACUGAGGAAGGCUGUGAGAUGCAGUUGAAAUUUAAAAAGCUAGUAAGUGGACCUUAAGUUCUUUUGUUGUUGUUGUUGUUAAUUCACAUGGAUUUGUUGUUUUAAUAUGUUCCCUUUUCAUCCUCUCUUUCUAAAAUAACUUUCUUCCAGGUUUCAUUGAAGCAAAAUAGUUUGUGAUGGUCACUGGGAAUUUGGACAAAAAUGUAACCAGAAAAGUAAUUUUAAAGAAACAAACACACCCAAUGUGUGUAAUGAUGAUGACAUAGUUGAAUUAUUUGAAUUUCCCGACUGUCAACAACCAGAAUCCAUACGACGUCAGAUUACGACCUCUUCACAUAAAUAAUCAUGUAUGAACUGAACUUAUCCUCAUUAAAGGCUCUGAAUAAAGGAAGUGCACAGUGAAGGUUACCAAAAAAUAAAAUGCUAAACUGAAGAACUGACAAUUGAACUGUUAAACAGUUUAACAGCCAUAAUUUGAUCAUGUACAUGAAGACGUGUUUAUUUAUUCUUUUAUUAACAAACUUGAUACUUAUAAAAUAUAAAAUAAAUAAUACUGUAUGUAGCUGUCCGCUCUGUGAUGAGCUGAUGUCAAUGUGAUUUUAACUAAUAUUUAAAAGGAAAAUCCCUUUUUUGAUUUAAAUAUAUCACAAACUUAAUAAAGAGUAUUUACCCACAGAAGGACUUUAAUUCAUAUGUAUCUUUAUUUUCUUUAAUUGCUUUGUGUUUUAUGGCAUUUGGGUUUUUGACAGUAAUGAGAACCUGUAUUGUAGUAAAGAGUAAAUCUCAUAUUAUGAAAAGUAAACUGGAGGUUGACUGUGUGCACGCUGACUGUAUUCAAUGUGUUUGAGCUUUGAUGGUGCUUUGACGGUAUCUCCAGGUUUUUGUUUCUCUUCUUUGAAUUUUACAAACACGGGAUCUGAUGUAUUUACCUUUUGUGCUACUUGUGGGUGAGCAGCCCCUGAACAUUGUUCGGAUGUUUAAGGAGGUUACAGUUUAUUUUUUAAGGAUGCAGUUGUUAUUGAGGUGUGACACAGUGUUUCUGUAUACUGUAGUUUGGAUGGACUGGAUGAAUGACUACAGUGUUUUAUUCAAAGUGAGAUAUAUAUGUUUUUUUUAUGUGUUUUGUAUCUUGUGUAUACUUGUUGAUACUGAAAAUGAUUCAUGUUCUCAUAGGAAAAACAACUGAAUGGAGAAUUUUGAGAUGAAAGUUUUGUCUUCAUUAUUAGAUGACGGCACCUGAUGUAAUGUACAUAAGAGACUCGAUGAGUUCUGUUACAACAGAAAGUUAUGAGAAUAAAAAUGUCUGACAAUCAGUCGGUGGUUCUGUAA